Venustampulla echinocandica is the source of this 519-nucleotide messenger RNA. RefSeq lists its product as uncharacterized. The coding region runs from base 1 to 519 and encodes 172 amino acids. The record is from RefSeq and is a predicted model, not a curated record. Lineage: Eukaryota; Fungi; Ascomycota; Leotiomycetes; Helotiales; Pleuroascaceae. The transcript has a single exon.
AUGAACGAUAUUUACUCAUCAGCACAGAUUGUACUAAUAGCUGCCUAUGGUGAUAGCAUGGACUUUGGAGUCCCCGGCAUUAGCUAUCGGCGGCAUGUAGUCCAACACCAUGAAGAAAUCUUCGGUCUUCGAGUUACAAACAUCAUUCGAGAAGUUGAAGGCGACCCUCUCGCUUUAUGGCAUACUCGUGGAUGGACUUAUCAGGAAUCCAUUCUCGCAAGAAGGCGGGUAUAUUUCACAAAUGUGCAAGCCUUCUUCGAAUGUGGGCAGUCGGUCUGGCAUGAGGACCAAUACAAUGCUGACAAGGUCCGCAACGAGUUCGCCUCCCAUGGGCUUAUUACCCCUGACGAUGGUUCACGUUUCGAUGCCUUUGUACGACAUCUUAGGAAUUACACUUCCCGGAUGCUCACAUAUCAAUCGGAUGCCUACAAUGCUUUCAGUGGCAUCUCCAAGUCGUUAUAUGAAGGCACAUUUCUUUAUAGUCUUCCUCAAGUGGACGUUGACCGGGCGCUGCGAUAG